Molecule: messenger RNA, 2256 nt
Organism: Orycteropus afer afer
Lineage: Eukaryota; Metazoa; Chordata; Mammalia; Tubulidentata; Orycteropodidae
Gene: FAM184B
Product: family with sequence similarity 184 member B
Source: RefSeq, a predicted model, not a curated record
GUGGCGAUGGCUUCUGCACUCAACAGCAAAAUGCACUCGCCCGGGACUUGCUCGGUCUCCACAGCCGAUGCCCGCGGAGAUGCUAGCUGGAGAAUGGAUUGUGAUCCGGAGAUCCAUGUGAAAAUGUGCAAAAAGAUCGCCCAACUCACCAAGGUGAUCUAUGCCCUGAACACCCGCCAGGAUGAAGCCGAAGCCAGCAUGGAAGCCCUGCGAGAGGCCCACGAGGAGGAGCUCCAGAAUGCAGUCGCAGAGACCAAGGCCAGCCUCCUGCAGGACCAGGGCCGCGCAGAGGAAAACAUCCUUCUGCAGCGCAUUCAGACCCUGGAGAAUGCCCUGCAGCUGCAGAAGAGGCUGACCCAAGAGGCUCUGGCCGAGUCAGCCACUUACAGGCUGGAGACCAAAGAGCGAGAACUGAGGGUGGAGGCAGAGCAUGCCGAGAGGAUCCUGACCCUGUCCAGGGAGAUGCUGGAACUCAAGGCUGACUAUGAGAAGAGGCUCCGGCACCUGACCAGCCAUGAGGCGCCUGAGUGGGGCCGCCCUCCACAAGAGAGUGCCAACAACAAGGCAGAGCUGGGCCAGGGCCAUGGCCCUGAGAUGCAGGAGGUCCUGCUGGAGGUGGAGCGACUGCGUGUGGAAAACCAGCAGCUGAGCAAGGACUAUGCCCGCAAGGCUGAGGAGCUGCAGGCCACCUAUGAGCGGGAGAAUGAGGCCAUCAGGCAGGCCAUGCAGCAGUCAGUGAGCGAGGCCCUGUGGCAAUGGCAGGAGAAGGAGACAGACCUCCGCAAGAACUUCCAGGUACAGGAGUCAGCCCUGCAGGCCCAGGUCAGGAAGCUGGAAGGGGAUCUGGAGCACAGGGGUCGCAAGAUAAGUGACCUGAAGAAGUAUGCCCAGAAGCUGAAGGAAAGGAUCCAGGACCUGGAUGUGCAGCUUAGAGAGGCUCGCCAGGAGAACUUGGAGUUGAAAAGCACAGCCAAAAAACUUGGGGAGAAGCUGGCUGUUGCCAAGGACAGACUGAUGCUUCAGGAAUGUCAUGUGUCACAGAAAACUGAUGACACAAAGACUGAGCUAAUUUCAGAGAAAGAAGUCAUGGGAGAAGCGAAUGACUUGGAAUCCCACAAUCUUCAUCCUCAGCAGGACCAGACCUUUACCAAGGCAUGCCCAGGCCCAAAAGGAAGCACAGAUACACAGACCAAGAAAGAGGCAAGUGUUGACACAGAACAUAUGAAGCAAAAAUAUGAAGAAGACCUUCGUAAAAUCAGACAUCAGACAGAAGAAGAGAAGAAACAUCUCAAAGACCAGCUGGUGAAGCGACUGGAAGACUUGGUGAAGAAGCAUACAGUGGAAAUCAAAUCAGUUCACUUGUCUGUGGAAGCUGAGCGGAAGAAGCUGCAGAAGGAAGUCGAAGCCCAGCUGGAGGAAGUGAAGAAGAAGUCAGAAAAUGAAAUAAAGCAGCUGGAAGAAGAGAAAGCAGCCCUAAAUGUGAAGCUGCAGAACUCGCUGCUGGAGGUUUUAAGGCUAGAAGAAUUUAUCCAACAAAAUAAGGUUCGUCCCCAAAAAACUGAGGAAAAGCCCCAGGAAUCAGACUGCCUGCGCUGCCGUAUUGUGGAGACCCAGGCCACGGAGGAGCGCUUGAAGAAGGAAUCCAGCCACAGCCUCCAGAUCCAGCACCAGACACACCGGCUGGAGCUGCAGGCCCUGGAGGAAAAGGCACGGCAAGAGCUCCAGGGGGAGCGUGAGAGGAUGCAGGCCCAGCAGACUCUGCUGCUAGAGUCCCUCAGGCAGGAACUGUUUGAUCAGCGAGCUGCCUGCUCCGAGCACCAGAAGGACUUGGCAGCAUUGCAGGCCCAGCUGAGAGCUCUGGGCAGCUCGGGCCAACAGCAGACCAGUAGCCGGCCCACAGGGGACAGUGAGGACCAAGCCCUCCCCACAGAGGAGCAAGGCGAGCCCAGCCGGGCCAGCUCUCCCACAGGCCCCUUCGAGGAGGGGCUGAGCAAGGGGUGCGGACUCUGGGAGGAGAACUUGCAGCUCAAGGACACGGUGCAGAGGCUGAGGGCUGAAGUGGAACAGCACCGGCAGGAGGCCCUACAGCUUCGUGACCAGCUCAGGUUGCUGAAGGAGGGCCAGCAAAGUCAGCAGUCCCAGGAGAUGGAGGCACUACGCCAGGAACACCGGAAGGAGAUGCAGAACAUGGUGGCUGACUUCAGCAGCACCCAGGCUCAGCUCCAGGCCCAGCUGGCGGCCCUAGAGAACGAGUAA